Podospora pseudocomata is the source of this 1194-nucleotide messenger RNA. RefSeq lists its product as uncharacterized. NCBI's taxonomy places the organism in Eukaryota, Fungi, Ascomycota, Sordariomycetes, Sordariales, Podosporaceae. The coding region runs from base 1 to 1194 and encodes 397 amino acids. The record is from RefSeq and is a predicted model, not a curated record. The transcript has 2 exons.
AUGAGUUCAGCAAAAGACAAGCCCUCCGGGAUCCCGGUCCCUUCCAACGCGGCCACUACAAGCCCGACUGCCACGACAAGCCCAAUUCACCGUCGCUCGUCAGUGGGGUCCCAAACGGGAAACAACUCCAAGGGGACGCGGGUGAAACUUGAAGAGGGCCAGCAGAAGAAGCCCGAGGCCGCAGAGGACAAGAAGCCCAAGGUGGUGGAAGAAGACGCGCAUAAGAGUCCCAAUGUCAAACCCGGGGAGGAGCCGAAACCCGACCUCCCCAAACCCAAGGACGACGACUCCAACACUGACAACGACGACCCCUUCCGAUUCGCCGCCGUCCCCGACGAGCUCCUACCCACUGGCCUUCCCCCCAUUGAAGAAGACGAGCCGGAAGAAGAAGAAGAAGAAGAAGAAGAAGAAGAAGAAGAAGAAGAAGAAGAAGAAGAAGAAGAAGAAGUCGAAUCAUUUUCAGAGGACCCUUACUACCUCCAAGACGACCAACAAGACGUCUACUCCUUCACCACCCCGCCAACAUCCCCUGACUUCCCCCCCGGAAACCCCCCCAUGGUUUCUUCCUCCCUGCGUAAAACCCUCAACGAAGAUUUCUCCCCCCCUCUCCCCCCUUACCUCCUCCUGCAUGGAACGCUCAUCCUCCUCGGGACACUCACCUACGCCCUGCUAAACUCCACAAACAUCACCUCCCUGACAGCCCUCCUCUUCCCAGGCAUCCAGCUCCUCCUAUCAGGCAUCGUCCUCUCCCUCGUCGAUGCCUCCCAACCCUCCGACCCCGUGACUCCAGGUUGGAAGGCGCUCGUCCAGCUGGCCACGGUGGUAGAGUGGCUUUAUUUCCUGCUGGAGCUCCACCAAAACUUUUACGACUACAGCGCCCCGGGGGCGUAUCUCCCUGGCGGGUACGGGAUCGACUUUGAGUUUGGGAGCGAUGACCCGGCCGAUUAUAGGACGUUGGACAACCCCAAGUGGCCGCACGAGGCCAAGGUCAAGGCGACGAGGGAGAGGGGCCUGAACUUGGAGGGGAGGGUGUUGGAGGGGGUGGAUAGGUUUGUUGGUGUUGCUGCUGGGGUUGGGUUGGUUCUUAUUUGGUUUGUCGUUGCGAGGGCAGUGUGGAGGUUGCGGAAUGCUGGAGGGGCGAAGAGGAGGAAGAGAGAGUGGGGAAAACUAAUUUAUCAGAGGCAAAGAAGAUAG